GAACCCCAAAGGUGUAGAGUCAGUCUCGAGCCGCGAUCGGUCGAUCUACGAACUCGCGCCGCUCUUUCUCGCGACGAGAGAGCAGUCCCGUAUAGAAUGAUAUAAGAACUCUUCGGAAGGAGGGUGUGUAAUAAAAACAAGAGGUGCGAACUUGAUUCAUAUUCGAUUUUGAAUGUUUCGAUGAUCCCGCCGUGUUUUGUUAAUAAAUGAAAAGUUUUGUUUUGCGCGAUGAAAAUUUAAACGCUGAAACUUUGAAACUGUGUAAAGUUCAUGAAGAAAUACGGUAAUCCGGUGAAAUAACAACAACAAUAACAGACUUUAAUUGUGGUGCCGUUGUCCUUUUCAUUCUGGAUUAACAACAACAACAAAAAAUAGAGUGAUGUUCGUUUUCUCGUAGUUUCUCGUUUAUUUCUUGCCCGAGGUGGUUCGUUCCUCUAUCUUCUGACAGAGAGCACACGGUACCAACUCUGUAACUCUGCGGCCAUAUUGCAUACCUCGCGGAGGGAGUGCGACGGCCUCUGUGUCACAAAUGAGAGAGCGAGAAGGACGCGAGCGUACCUACGGCGUUUCGACGGGUUUCUUCGGUGGAGGGCGCAGGAGGAACCUCUUGGAAUGUUAGAGCUACGCUGCCUCGCGCCGCUGGUAUCUAAGGAAGAGGCAGCAGAACAGGGCCCCGUGAUAUCUAACGCUUAGGCCAUCGGGGCUAAGACGUCGACGACGACAACGAGCGCCUAUAGAAAAUGGUCUUGUUGGCGCUCUUCGGAUUCCUGCUGGUGGCCCCUGGUUCCGGACAAGGUCCCGGUCCUGGCGACUUUGGCUAUGCAAUGCAAUCCCGUGCCGUCGACACGCGGGUCACCCUCGAAAUCACAGAAGGAAAACCAAAAGGGACUUUUGUCGGCAGGAUACCUACGAAGCCAAAUUUUACCUACAGGUUCAACGAGCCCCCGGAUGAAUUCUCUUUGGAUCCCCGUACCGGGGAAAUUAAAACGAACGCUAUUUUAGAUCGAGAAUCUUUGGAUAACGACAGAUACGAUCUGGUCGUUCUAUCAUCGCAACCCACUUAUCCAAUCGAAGUGCGUAUCGUCGUCGUCGAUGCGAACGAUAAUUUUCCGGAAUUUCCCGAGGACGCGAUCGAAGUGUCGUUUUCUGAAAGCGCCGCAGAGGGAACUCGUUUGCUUUUAGAUUCAGCGACUGAUAAAGAUUCCGGGACUAACGGCGUGUCGGAUGAUUAUAGGAUAAUCGGAGGAAAUGAAGAUGAUAAGUUUAAAUUGGUUGUUACACCUAAUCCGACCGGAGAAAAUUCUUACUUACACCUGGAAACCACCGGAAAAUUAGAUAGGGAGGUCCGAGGAGUUUAUUCUUUGAACAUAUCGGCUAGAGACGGCGGAGACGUUCCCAAAUAUGGAUAUCUUUUGGUUAACGUUACGAUACUUGACGUUAAUGAUAAUCCCCCUAUUUUCGAUCAUAGCGAUUACACGGUUUCUUUAAACGAAAGCGUAGUUCCCGGAACCACAGUAUUACAAGUUAUGGCUACAGACAACGAUCUAGGUGAUAACGCGAGAAUAACUUAUUACCUCUCCGAUUACGAACGACAAUUUUCCGUCGAUCCGGAAACCGGAGUUAUUUCAACAACGGAAACCUUAAGUUGCCCGCAGCAAACGUGCCAACAACAAUCUAGCAAACGAGGUGGAUGUUCCAAGAGCUGCGUCUUUACGGUUUUCGCAAGAGAUCACGGCACUCCUCGCCAAGACGGAAGAACUUACGUCACCGUGAACUUGGUCGACGCAAACGACCACGACCCAGUAAUCAGUUUUACUUAUUUCCCACCAACGGCUGGUUUUGCAACUGUCGAUGAAAAUGCCGGGAAUGGAUCGGUGGUGGCUGCAGUUUCUGUAACGGAUAACGAUGAGGGUUUAAAUGGUGAAACAAGCGUCGGAAUCGUGUCCGGAAACUAUUUAAAUCAUUUUCGUCUCGAUCACACUCCUAAUUUUGACAUAGUGCGCGUUAACGGAGUGUUGGAUCGCGAAGAAAUUUCCAAGUACAAUUUAACAAUUGUGGCUAGUGAUAAGGGAAAUCCCCCGCGAACGGCGACGUCUUUCUUAAUCAUUCACGUAAAUGAUGUGAACGACCACGAACCGGUGUUUGAAAAGAGUGAAUAUUCAGCCGUUUUAAGUGAAUUGGCACCUUCCGGAACUUAUGUGGCGGGUAUUAAAGCGACCGAUGAAGAUACGGGAGUGAAUGCGCAAAUUUUUUAUGCUUUCGUGAGUGGAAAUGAAGAAAGGUGGUUCGAUAUCAACCCCCAAUCUGGUUUAGUAACAACCGUUGACGAAUUGGACAGAGAAAUUCAAGGCAGUAUAGAACUAAAUAUUUCUGCAAGAGAUGGGGGACCAAAUCCAAAAUGGGCUUACACUCAAUUAAAAGUAACCAUAUUAGAUGAAAAUGACGAAGCCCCAAAAUUUUCGCAAUCUCAAAUUAACGUAAGCCUAUCAGAAGGUGCAGCCCCACAUACAUUAGUGGCCAUGUUAACGGCUUCGGAUCGCGAUCAAGGAACAAACGGGAGCGUAACAUACAAUCUACAUCCAAUUGUGCAACAAAAAUACCCUGACACGUUUUCGUUAGAUUCCUCAACCGGUCAAUUAACAACCACAUCGAAGUUAGACAGAGAAAAAAUAAGUUUGUACGAAGUGGGCGUGGUGGCUAAAGAUCAAGGUGUCCCUCAAAGAUCUUCAACGGCAACCGUUUUAUUAAGCAUUUUAGACGUUAACGAUAAUUAUCCGGAAUUUUAUCCGUUUGAAUACUUCGGAAUUAUCCGUAAUGAUUUAACUGUAGGAGCUUCCAUUUUAAAAGUAAAAGCGAACGAUUUCGAUGCCGGUGAAAAUGGUGUUGUUACUUAUAAAAUUGAAAGUGGUUCCGAUGGAUUCUUUAACGUUGACGUACGAAGUGGGGUCAUCACGUUAAUUGGGGAUCCAUCAUCGACUCAUAAAACUGUAUUUAAAUUAAAGAUAUCAGCUGUUGACGGUAACGGAAGAAGAGCGGUUGAAGACGCCACCGUUGAACUCAUUAAAGAAACGUAUUUGGAAGAAAUGAUAUUCGAAAAUCAAUCUUACGAGUUUGAAAUUCCCGAAGAUGAUGAUCAAAAACCACCGAAAAUCGGGCGAAACGUUGGAAAGGUGCUGGUUAAAAAUAGUAAUAAUAGAGGAGUUGAAUAUUUAAUAAGUUCGGGUGAUGUUAAAAGAAACUUUCAAAUCGAUAAUAACGGGAGGAUUUUAACAGCGAAAAAAAUUGAUCGCGAAGAAUCUUCGAGUUAUCUUUUGACUAUUUUAGCCAAAUCAGGUACUAAAUAUGGAACUGUUAAUGUGACCGUCAUAGUAUGGGAUUUAAACGAUAAUUUCCCAAUUUUUAUUUCUGAUGAUGCCGAAUCGAUUCCUAUACUUGAAAACUCAGCAGUUGGCCAAGAAGUUUAUAUCUCAAGAGCGCGAGAUUUUGAUGCGGGGAUAAAUAGCAGAGUUUCUUAUACAUUAAGUUACAACCCCGAUGAUCAAUUUAGAAUAUCAGAAACAACGGGGGUCAUUUAUUUAAAUCGCCCAAUCAGAUCUGAACCCGGAACAACCUUAAGCAUUGAAGUAACAGCUACAGAUUCCGGUGAGCCUCAUUUAGAAUCGAAACAUUCGAUUUCGCUUAGAGUUGAGGACGUCAACGAUCAUACUCCAGUUUUCGAUCAUACAUCAUACGAAACUUCUUUAUUAGAAUCAACCCCUGUUAAUGAAAGAUUUUUUGUUCUCUCAGCGAGCGAUGCUGAUCAAAAUUUAAACGGAAGAAUUACUUAUUCCAUAACGGAAGGUAAUUCGGAAGGAAAAUUUGGCGUGUUUCCCGAUGGUUAUCUCUAUGUUAGGAGUGCUUUAGAUCGGGAAAAUAGAGAUUAUUACUCUUUAACAGUUAGUGCUAGAGAUUUAGGGGAACCACCUCGUUCUUCGAUCGUCCCCGUUGUAAUACACGUAAUCGAUGAAAACGAUAACAAACCCGAAUUUACAAAUUCAAGUUUUUCAUUUGAUGUCCGAGAAAAUGAACCAAUUGAUUCUUUCGUUGGAAAAUUAGCGGCCAACGACGCCGAUAUUGGAAGAAACGCAGAGUUGGUAUUUUCACUUUCAAGUCCUCAAAAUGAUUUUACAAUAGACCCGAAAAAUGGAUUCAUCAAAACUUCGAGAGUUUUCGAUCGAGAACAGCUCGUUCAAAACACUGGUCAGAAUUUUAUCAGUUUCGAGGCGAUCGUUCAGGACAACGGAAUCCCACGCCUGAAGGAUAAGGUCAAAGUUAACGUGAGGAUCGUUGAUACGAACGACAACCGACCAGUUUUCUUAAGGAUACCUUAUAAAGUGCAAAUAUCCGAAGGUUCACCAAUAGGUUCGAAUAUCGUCAGAUUGUACGCGACCGAUUCCGAUGAUGGUUUAAACGGCGAUGUUUUUUAUUCCAUCAAAAGCGGCAACGAAGAAGGUAAAUUUGAUAUCGAUGAAGCGACCGGGCAGAUUUUCUUAGCGAAGAACUUAGACAGAGAAGUAACCUCAAAGUACUCUUUGACGGUAACGGCUAAAGACGCUGCCACUACGAAAGCCUUAAGUUCGUCAACCGUCGUCUCGGUUGAUGUGCUGGACGAGAACGACAAUUCCCCGGAGUUCACUCAGACUGACACCGAAAUAACCGUCGUUGAAACAACCGCUGUUAAUACUCAACUGACGCAAUUCAGAGCAACCGAUUCGGACUUAGGCGUGAACUCGGAGGUCACAUUCUCGAUAACGGCAGGGAACAGACGCGAUGCAUUCCACAUCGACCCCACGACGGGCACGUUGUUCCUUCGCAAGUCCUUGGACUUCGAGGAGCUCAGUUUCUACGCCCUGAACGUGACGGCCUUGGACAAUGGCAAUCCGAGACUCUCCGCAACGAUCACCUUCUCGGUAUCCGUCGAAGACGCUAACGACAACCCUCCGGUGUUUCCAAACACGGCUAUAGUUCGACAAAUCCGCGAAGGUAUCCCAGUUAGGACACCAAUUGUAACGGUAACGGCCGAAGAUCCAGACAGUGGAAUUAAUGGAAAUGUUACUUAUUCGAUUUCAAGGCAGGAACCUUACAAUUCGGUUAGACAUUUUGUGAUAAAUACGAUUACGGGGGUGAUUAGUACCGCGUUACCCAUCGAUAGGGAAAAAAUCGACACGUUUCGUUUGACGGUAGUUGCAACAGACGAAGCGUUAACGGGGAAGUUAUCUGCCGAGAAGUUGGUUACGGUUAUCGUUGAAGAUAUCAACGAUAACGCGCCGGUUUUUUCUUCGAUGAACGCCGCCGUGUUACCGACUGGGAGGAGGAACCACCACAGCCUCGGACAGCAACAGCGAUUCACGGGUGACAUUCCAAUAAUGACCAUACUAGCAACUGAUGCGGAUUCAAGUACAAACGGUCUCGUCACUUACGAAUUGAUUACCGGAAAUGCCGAUUUAUUCCAUUUGGACCGUACCACAGGUCUUCUGACGCAAAAGAAACCGAUCCAGAAUCCACAACCACGCUAUCAACUCACGAUCAAAGCGACGGACGAAGCCGUUCAAUCGGAUCGUAAAUCGACAGACGCGUACGUAACCCUGAUAGCGGCCGGAAACAGCGACGACGAAUUGGUGGCGUUCGAAAACGACGUUUACACGGGCAGUGUUUACGAAAACGAACCGAUCGGAACGAGUAUCUUAACGGUUUCCGCGCAUAUGCACGCUGGCGGUGGUGAAAUCGAAUAUUACGUUACGAACAUUACCGGAGGAACGGCGGGAAUUCAAGUCGACAGACUUUUCGAUAUCGAUAUGAAACUGGGGUUAGUUUCAACAGCGGCCGAAUUGGAUAGGGAGGUCGGCAUCGAUACCUACGUAAUUGAAGUGAUCGCGAUCGGCAACCAAGGAUUACCGAGGACUUCAAGUACUAAGAUCCACAUUACCGUCUUGGACAAGAACGACAGCCCUCCCGCCUUCGAGGAAGGCUCGUUACUCUUCAACGUCUCAGAAGACAUGAAUGCAGGCCUCUCGGUGGCUACGAUUAGAGCGGAAGACCCGGAUACGCACGGAAAAUUACAAUAUACUCUUAUAUCUGGCGGCGACAACAGCUUUUCCUUGGACCCGCUCAACGGUGUCUUAACGUUGACUGAUUCACUAGAUCGUGAAACUAAGGACUCGUAUCAAUUGACGAUCAGAGCAAGCGAUGGUGUUCAACAUACCGAUACCACUGUUCUAAUACAAGUUACGGACACGAAUGAUUCUCCCCCGACAUUUACCGAAACGGCGUACUCGUUCGAUGUUCCGGAGAAUGCUCCCAGAGGAUCUCGUGUUGGACAGGUGAAAGCUAACGAUGCCGACUUAGGAUUUAAUUCACAACUGACCUACUCGGUCAUUAGCGAUUGGGCCAAUGACGUGUUUUCUUUAAAUCCACAAACCGGAGUCUUUACUUUAACAUCUAAACUUGAUUACGAAGAGGUACAACAUUAUAUCUUGGUGGUUCAAGCACAAGACGCCGGUCAUCCAUCUUUGUCCAGCACUGUAACAGUGUACUGUAACGUGUUGGAUCUAAACGACAACGCGCCGGUUUUCGAUCCGAUGUCUUACAGCAACGAGGUCUUCGAGGACGUCGUCGUCGGAACCAAAGUGUUUUCGGUGAGCGCAACGGACUUGGAUUCAGGUAAUAACGGAAAGAUCACGUACAGCAUAGUUUCCGGCGAUGAUAGAAACGAAUUUAAGAUCUCUGAAGACGGCACUGUUUCCACGGCGAAACUUCUCGAUAGAGAAACUCAAACGAUUUAUAAUUUGAUUAUAACUGCUACGGAUAAAGCAACAACACCACAAAAGAAAUUAUCGUCUAGCGCACAGGCUACUAUUACAUUAAAAGACGUCAACGACGUAUCCCCCGAAUUUACGUCAUCAAACGAAACAUCAAUCCUAGAAAAUAUCCCUAUCAACACUGUCGUAAUGGCAAUUAAAGCCCAAGAUAAAGACGAAGGUAGAAAUGGUUACGUCGAGUACUACUUAACGGAGAAUUCCUCAAAAGGGGUGUUUUCUUUGGGUCCCGUCGACGGAUUACUUAGAGUUGUUGGUCGAAUUGAUCGCGAAGUUAAAAGCAGUUAUUCUUUAGGGAUUAUAGCCAAAGAUAGGGGAGAUCCAUCAAGGUCAACGAAAGGAAGGAUUUUAGUGAAAGUUUUAGACGAGAACGAUAAUAGUCCGACGUUUGAUCCGCGUCAAUAUAGCGCAUCGGUUGCCGAAAAUGCUUCUAUCGGUGCUAGUGUUUUGCAAGUAUCAGCAACUGAUAUUGAUGAAGGUCUAAAUGGAAGGGUUCGAUAUUCGAUUAGUUCAGGAGAUGAUAACAGGGAUUUUAGCAUUGCUGAAGACACCGGGGUAAUCCGUGUGGCGAAGAAUUUAAAUUACGAAAGAAAAUCUAGGUAUGUGUUAACUGUUCGUGCCGAAGACUGUGCUGCCGAUUUAAAUCCAAAAUCUUCGGCUCGUUCGGAUGCUGCUGAAGUGAAAAUAUCGGUGUCAGACAUCAACGAUAACCAACCGACGUUUUUGGACUCUCCGUACUUGGCUUAUGUCAUGGAAAAUGAGAUUCCACCUUACGGUGAUCACGUUAUUACUGUUAAGGCAUACGAUGCCGAUACGCCACCUUUUAAUUCCCUGGUACGAUACUUUAUCAAAGAGGGUGACACGGAUUUGUUCAAAAUCAAUGCGUCCAGUGGUGAAAUAUCUUUAUUGGGUCCUCUGGAUCGAGAAAUUCGUUCGGAAUAUACUCUUAGUUUAGUCGCAAUGGAUACAGGUUCACCUCCCCUCACCGGCACCGGAAUAGUCAAAAUAAUCGUACGAGACGUCAAUGACCACAGCCCGGAGUUCAAAAGACAAUCGUACGAAGCUUGGAUUCCAGAAAACGUUGCUUCCGGAGCUUGGGUUUUAGCACCUACAGCUACAGAUCUAGACGAGGGCCUAAAUGCAAUGAUUAAGUAUAGUUUAAUUGGAGAUAAUUCCGAAAGAUUUUCGAUCGACCAAUCUACCGGAGAAAUUACCACUACCGUUCCACUCGAUAGAGAAGAAAAAUCUAUUUAUCGAUUAACUUUGGUGGCUAGGGAUUCUUCACCAACAGAACCUAAAGCUACAUCUGUUAAUUUAACCAUAAUGGUUAGUGAUGAAAAUGAUAAUUUCCCAAGAUUUUCGUCUGGAAUUUACAAAGUAUAUCUUCCUGAGGAUAUUAAAGAAGGACAAUUUGUUUUUGGAGCAAAGGCGACAGACGAAGAUGUUGGGGAUAACGGAAAAAUCACUUAUUCCAUAAUUGGCGAACAUUCAAAUUAUUUUCAAAUUGAACCAGAAAGUGGUACCAUCAGCGUAAUCUCUCAUCCACCAAAACCAUUAAAAUCGUCAACCGAAUCCGUCUACAACGUCGAAAUAGAAGCAAGCGAUGGUGGGAAAACGCCAAAACGUGCAAGCGCCGAAUUGAAAAUUUUUUUAAGACCAUUACAUACCUUCCCAAGAUUUUUGUCGCCUAGUGAAAAUCAAAGACAAUUCAAAUUGGCCGAAGAUACAAAAGAAGGAACUACAAUCGCAAGAUUAAGAGCAACAUCCCCUAAGUCUGGUCCAUCUUCAAACUUAAGAUACUCAAUCGCUGGUGGAAAUAUUGGAGACGCUUUAAGAAUUGAUGUCAACACCGGAGAAGUACAAAUUACCGGAAGAGGUUUAGAUUAUGAGACUUCUACGCAGUAUCGAGUUUGGAUUGAAGCAGUUGAUUCUGAUGAUCCUCCAUUAAGAAGCGUUCUUCAAAUAGUGAUUAAUGUUACGGAUUCAAACGAUAACAUGCCGACUUUUUCAAGUCCUUUAUAUAAUGCAACCGCGUUAGAAGAAGAAUCACCGCCACAAUUGGUCGUGAAAGUUUCUGCUAACGAUUUAGAUUCAAACGUUAACGGACAAGUUUCAUACAGGUUAUUAGACGAUCAUGAAGGAUUUUUCGAAAUUGAUUCAGAAAGUGGAGAGAUUUAUACCGCUUCGGUUUUGGAUAGAGAAGAAGUUUCUUCUUACGAACUUUUCGUUGAAGCUUACGAUCACGGAAAUCCUCAACUUUCAGGAUCAACGGUUGUUCUUGUUACGGUUAGCGAUAAAAAUGAUAAUCCUCCAAGAUUUACUCGAUUAUUCAGCGUAAACGUAACCGAAAAUGCCGAAAUUGGAUCCUUUGUUAUAAAAGUAACCAGUUCUGAUAAAGAUAUAAAUGGAAACGCAAACGCUACGUAUGCUUUUGCCGAAAAUCCGGGGAAUAAAUUUACGAUUGAUCCAAUAACUGGGAAUGUAACUGUUGCUGGACAUUUAGAUAGAGAACAACAGGAUGAGUAUUUAUUAAAAGUUGCCGCUUUUGAUGGUGCUUGGAGAGCUGAAACGCCUUUGACGGUUACUAUUCAGGAUCAAAACGAUAACGCGCCAGAAUUUGAUCAGUCUUAUUAUAGUUUUAAUUUCCCCGAACUUCAAAGAGAUGUUGUUUUCGUCGGACAAGUUGUUGCAAAUGAUCGGGAUAAACAUGGUCCGAAUUCAGUUAUAAGUUAUUCAUUACAACGCCCCUCUGAUUUAUUCACUGUCGAUCCAGCUUCGGGAGAAAUCUUCAGCAAAAGAAGUCUUCGAUAUAAAUACACCCAAUUGGAAUCUUCACCAGAAAAUACUUAUCCCCUUACGAUUCUUGCAACAGAUAACGGUAAACCACCGAUGUCUUCAGAGUGUUUAGUUACAGUAAACGUUGUUGAUGCUAAUAAUAAUUCACCUAAAUUCCUCGAAAAUGAAUAUUUAUCCCCAGUUCCAAUUGAUGCAACUCCAGGACAAAGACUACUUAAAGUAUCUGCUAUUGAUUCCUCCGAUUUUGGUGUUAACGCGGAAGUUAGCUAUUCUUUGGAAAAUGGGAAUGGUACGGGAUAUUUUAAUAUUGAUAAAACUAACGGUUGGAUUACGCUAAACAGAAGGAUUAACGCGGUUGGGGAAACUUUCAUAAUAAGAGUGAGAGCUACAGAUGGAGGCGUUCCACCACAAAAAGAUGAAGUAACUGUUACUAUGAUUGUAACCGGAGAGAAUGAGCAUCCGCCGACUUUCACCGCGUUGCGUUAUCAAGUUUUCGUACCGGAAAAUGAGCCUUUGGGUUCAACAAUUUUAACAGUUAGCGCUUCGGAUAUUGAUAGAGGUCCAAAUGGAAUGAUCCGAUACGAAAUUUCCAACGGAAAUGAAAAGAAUCAAUUUGCAAUCGACCCAAUUUCUGGAAUUAUUACGAUUCUUGAGCCAUUAGAUUACGAUAGUAUUCAGGAAUAUCGAUUAAACAUAACCGCUCAUGAUUUAGGGUUUAGAUCGAAAAAAGCAACCGCAACAAUAACAAUUACAUUGACUGAUAUUAACGAUAAUGUUCCAACGUUUAAUCAAACGUCAUACGAAGCCUCCAUAGCGGAAAAUAUGCUUCCGGGAAGUUUCGUUUUUAAAGUAAUGGCUAAAGAUAACGAUUCCCCGAAAAACGCGAUAAUAAAAUAUUCGAUUGUUGGUGGAAGCGGAAGAGAAGUUUUCCAAAUCGAUCAAGAUUCAGGAGAGAUUACAACGAAAAUCAGUUUUGAUUACGAAGAAAACAACGGAUAUGAAUUAAACAUAGUUGCUGCAAAUCCCGAUUCGAGUAUGUACGGAGAAACACUUUUGGUUGUAUCAAUUACGGGGAUUAAUGAGUUUUACCCGAGAUUUACACGUUCAGUGUUCCACUUUGAUGUUUCCGAAUCAACGGAAGUUGGAACUAGCGUUGGAACAGUCCAAGCAACCGAUCAAGAUGCAGGAGAAGAUGGAAAAGUUUAUUAUCUUUUCGUUGGAUCAAGUAAUGAUAGGGGUUUUGUUAUAAACGCGGAAACCGGUACAAUAAGUGUUUCAAGAAACCUCGAUCGAGAAACGCAAAGUCGAGUUGUACUCACAGUCUUGGCGAAAAACGCGGGUGGUAUUCGAGGGAACGAUACUGAUGAAGCACAAGUAAUAGUUUCGAUCCAAGAUGGAAAUGAUCCUCCAGAAUUUUUAGAAGAUGUAUAUGAAGCUCAAAUAUCAGAAGGCGCUUCUAUAGGAACACCUGUAAUCGCAGUAAAAGCUAUCGAUAAAGAUGUUCGAUCCCAAAAUAAUCAAUUCGGAUACUCCAUAAUAGCAGGAAACAUCGAUCGAGCUUUCAAAAUAGAUCCCCAAAAUGGGCAAAUAGAAACCGCGCGAUAUUUAGAUAGAGAAACCGUUCCAUCUUACGAUUUAAUCAUUGGGGCAAUCGAUACAGGUGCUCCUCCGGAAACUGGAACGACCACAGUUAAAGUUCACAUCGGCGAUAUUAACGACAACAGCCCGAUAUUUGAACCAUCUCCCCCAACAGGAAAAAUAAUGGAAAAUGAACCCGCCAAUUCAAAAAUAAUGACAUUAACAGCAAAAGAUCCCGAUUUACCUCCAAAUGGGGCUCCGUUUUCGUAUCGGUUAGUUGGAGGCCGCCAUCAAGAUUACGUCAAAGUCGAUCAACACACCGGAAGUGUUUUCACAACGAAACCAAUCGAUCGAGAAAUAACACCCGAGUUAAACAUAUUAAUUGAAGUUGAAGAUAGCGGAGUUCCUAAAUUGCGAUCGCAACACGCUGUUAAAAUACAAGUUUUAGACCAAAACGAUUGCUCGUCAUCCCCAAGAAGUGUCCAUGUCCUAGUACAUGGUUUCGAAGGCGUUCCAAUAGGAAGAAUCGCCGAUGUUCGUCCAAACGACCCCGAUACAACCGGAGAUUAUAGAUGCAAAAUUAUCCAGCAAAAUCAAAACGCCCAAUCAGUUUUUAGCAUCCCUAAUAAUAAUUGUGAUUUACACGCCAGCGAGGUAACCCCAAAACAAGGUUAUUCCCUCACGAUUCUUGGAAACGACGGAAGACAUCAAGAUGUUGUCUCAACGGUAACCGUCGAGUUUAUGUUAUUUAAUAACUUAACAAUUGAGAAUUCGAUUACGAUUAAAAUUUUAAAUUUAACCACUCAAAGUUUUCUUAUAAAUUACUACAAAAGUUUCUUGGAUAUGCUAAAAACCUCGUUGAGUCCUAAUGAACAAAUCCUUUUAUACCGAUUAGAUAAAAAUGAAGAUGAUGGCAUUGAAUUAACUUUAGCGAUCAAACACUCGAAUAAUUAUCGCGAUAAAAAUUACGUUAUUAAAAAAUUGUUGAAUAAAAAACCCGCAAUGAAUGCUUUAUUCCAAAUGGAGGAUGGAAUUACGAUCGGAUACUCACCGUGUAAAUCUGAUACCUGUGAAAAUGGGGGAGUUUGCGAUGCUGCGCUCGAAAUUAAACCGGGGACAACUUCAAUUACGGAUACUCAAAACAUUAUUUUUUCUUCUCCAACGAUCACCCAUGAUUAUUCUUGUCAAUGUUUAGAAGGAUUUGCGGGGAAGAAUUGUAGUAAACGUCGCGAUCCAUGCGUUCCUAAUCCUUGUAUGGCUGGGGGACAAUGUAGGAGACAAGGUAUUUCUUGGUAUGAUUUCCAAUGCGUUUGUUUACCAUCUCGAGAUGGAAAACGGUGCGAAAAUGAACGAGGCGAUGUUUGCUCGAUGAAUCCUUGCCAAAACGGAGGAAGUUGCCAAGAAAGUCCAGACGGUUCCUCAUUCUUCUGUUUAUGUAGACCUGGAUAUAAAGGAACAAGAUGUGAAAUUCUCGUGGAUACUUGCAGACCAAAUCCAUGUUUACACGGGGGAUUAUGUGUUAGUUUAAAACCGGGGUAUAGAUGUAGUUGUACUGAAGGUCGAUAUGGAAGACAUUGCGAAAAAUCAACGUAUGGUUUUAAGGAACUCUCAUUUAUGAGUUUCCCUUCGUUGGAUGCGGCUACGAAUGACAUCACUUUUAUAUUUGCAACUACAAAAUCGAACGCACUUUUAGCGUAUAAUUUUGGAUCACAAACCGGAGGUCGAAGUGAUUUCGUCGCCGUUGAAAUAGUUAGUGGAAAAGCUGUGUUCUCUUUUGGUGGUGCAAGAACUGCAAUAACAUCAGUUGGAGUCGUAGGAAACAGCGGAAACUUAGCCGACGGAAAAUGGCACAAAAUAACAGCAACAAGAAAUGGACGAGUGAUAUCUUUAAGCGUUGCUGAUUGUACCGAUCACGGUGAUGUUUGCGAAGAAUGUCGUCCUGGAGAUGUGAGUUGUUACGCGGAUGAUAUGGGACCAACAGGAACGUUAAAUUUCAACAAUCAUCCGCUUUAUAUUGGUGGGAUAAGCAGCGCGGAUCCGAUUUUAGAAAGACCAGAUCAAGUACAUUCAGAUGAUUUAAUCGGUUGCGUCCAUUCCGUAUCGAUAAAUGGGAGAGCUUUAAAUUUUAGUAAUCCAAUUGAUUCCCAAGGAAUCGAAAAUAGUUGUACUCGUAAAGAAAAUAGUUUGAAUAAAGAAGGAUGUAUAGAUCGUUGGGAUACAUUUAGUUGUAAUUGCGGAAAUGGCUUGUACGCCCCAAAUUGUGAAGCUUUAGAAUCAAUUGAAAUUUCCGGAGAUGGUUACAUUGAAUUCGAAAUCUCAAAGAAACAUAAAACGAUGCAACUUUUAGAUUCUUUUUAUCAAGGCGGAACUUCUCCGAGCACAAUUAGUCUAUUAUUUAGAACGACUAAAGGUGAUGCCGUUUUGUUUUAUGCUAGCAGUAAUAAACAUUACACUUCCGUUGAAUUAAGAAACGGGCAAUUAACUUAUAUUAGUAAAUCUUCACCUGUUGUAAAUAUGACGGGGUCUCAUAACACCGUAACAGAUGGAAAAUGGCAUAAUUUAACUUUGUAUUCAUACCAAAGAGUAAUUAAAAUAUAUUUAGACGGUGUUCAAUUGGGCGACGAAUUAGAUUCAAUUGGAGUUCACGACUUUUUAGAUCCGUACUUAACUUACUUAUCUUUGGGUGGAGUACGAGGAGAUGUGUACUUCACCGGCAGAAAAUCUUCAUUCCUUGAAGGUUGCCUAGCCAAUUUUACAAUCAACAACGAAAUCCAACCAUUCGCCGGAUUCGGAAGCAUAUUUAACACGGUAACAAAUCACGGAAAAUUCAAAAAAGGAUGCUCUCAAAAGGAUGGUGGGAAUCCCGCUGGAAGCACAGAUCCUCUCAACAUCGGAAUCACCCUCGUAAUCGUCUUUUUCGUCGUCCUUCUCGUCGCCAUCUUAGUUUCUUUCGUCGUGUUCAGAUUGAGAAAACAAGGAAGAGAAAACCACGGUAGUUUAAAGCAAAAUGGAAAUGCCUCGAUGAUUUCAUCCGGAUUGGUUAAUUCGGUCGUUUCUGAUUCAGUUCUUAACAGAAGCGUUCACGGAAACGAUAAUUCAAUGUAUCAUCAUGGUGAAAGCACCGAUAUGAUCAAUUCGUUAGUGAGCAAGAAAUUUAAAGAACGAGAAAUCUUACAGAAUGAAAUUCCGAGACCUCAACGACCCGAUAUCAUCGAAAGAGAAGUUAUGACGAAAAAUCCCCCACUUCCCCCUACAAAUAAUCACGGACAUGAUCACGUUCCAAACGAUAUCAAUUCGGAAAUGCUUCCGGAACAUUACGAUUUAGAAAAUGCGAGUUCUAUUGCUCCGUCGGAUAUCGAUAUUGUUUAUCAUUACCAAGGAUAUCGAGAAGCUGCCGCUGGUGUUCGAAAAUUUAAAGCUCCCGUUAGCGGGUAUCAUCACAAACAUACCAAUUCACAAGCUCAAGGGCAACAUAGACAUUCUCCACAUCAUCCAACAGGAUUUCCACCACGUGCUCCCCCUGUAACAAAUCAUCCAGCUUCAAGACCACCUCAUCAAAGUACACCUUUAGCAAGAUUAAGUCCGAGUAGUGAAUUAAGUGCUCAACAACCGCGAAUAUUAACUCUUCACGAUAUAAGUGGAAAACCCCUUCAAAGUGCGCUUUUAGCAACAACUUCCAGUUCGGGUGGAGUUGGAAAAGACGUUCUACAUAGUAACAGCGAACGAAGUCUUAAUAGUCCUGUUAUGUCUCAAUUGAGUGGGCAAAGUUCGAAUAACGGUCGAAAAGUGGCCGGUCCUCCACCUCCUGUUACAUCAGCCGGUUUAACGGCCGAAGAAAUCGAAAGACUUAAUUCUCGACCGAGAACUUCGAGUUUAGUGUCGACUCUAGACGCGGUUUCUAGUUCAAGUGAAGCUCCGAGACCCCCGGUUUCUAAUCACCAUUUAAAUCAUAUGAGACAUUCUUCUCCGGCGGCUCCUCCAGAUGCGCGGAGAAGUCCGUCGACUACCGAUGACGAAGAAAGCGGAAAUGAUAGUUUUACGUGUUCUGAAAUAGAAUAUGACAAUGCUAGUCUUGCCGGUGAAGACACCAAAUAUAAACCGAACGAAUCGGAAAGUCGCAGUCGAAGUGAUUCUAGUAACAAAAAUAAUAUUCCUCCGCCGUCUUAUGAUGGUUUUGAUUCGACUUCUUAUAGAGGAUCGAUGAGUACAUUGGUAGCAUCGGAUGAUGAUUUAGGUGGACCUAUGUAUCGACCUCCAGGUUCGGCGGGUUCCCCAGCUACAGCAACGGGAUUAGGAUGGGAUUAUCUUUUAAAUUGGGGUCCAAAUUUUGAAUCUUUAGCAGGUGUUUUUAAAGAUAUUGCAGAAUUACCAGAUAGUGUUAACGGGAGAGUGUCGAACUCUUUAAGACUGACAAAUGCCACAAAACCAUCUGAAGAAUAUGUGUAAUAGUAUUUUAAAUAAACUAGUUUAUAUACGAAAAGACAAUGAAAAAGCCAUGUAUUAUAAUAAGUGUAAAUAUUUCUUUUUAUAAAACAAAAGUGAGUCAAGUAUUUUUUUUAUAAGUUGUAAGUUUUAAAUGUGAGACCUUGCAUCAAGGGCUCGUUCGAAAUCUUUUAGAAACUUCUAAUUAUUAUUUUGCGUCAAUUUAGAAAAUUUUAACUAAAACUUUUACGUCUUGCCAUAAGAGAACGAACGACUGCAUUGUGUGUCAUAUACGAAAAAAAGGACGGAAAUCUGUAUAUAUUUUUGUAAAUUAUAUUUGUGAAAAAAAGACAUCUUGUUGUAAUACCACUUAAUACUAUUUUUUGUUUCCUUUAAUUUCGAUGUACAUAAAAGUGAAAAAAUAAGAAAAUUUUGAAAUACAAUAAAAAUAAU
Messenger RNA from Onthophagus taurus, 16103 nucleotides. It is a transcript of the gene ft, whose product is annotated as cadherin-related tumor suppressor fat. NCBI's taxonomy places the organism in Eukaryota, Metazoa, Arthropoda, Insecta, Coleoptera, Scarabaeidae. Gene Ontology annotation, biological process: homophilic cell-cell adhesion. The record is from RefSeq and is a predicted model, not a curated record. Gene Ontology annotation, molecular function: calcium ion binding. Gene Ontology annotation, cellular component: plasma membrane.